Messenger RNA from Drosophila willistoni, 2121 nucleotides. Its product is annotated as coiled-coil domain-containing protein 6. NCBI's taxonomy places the organism in Eukaryota, Metazoa, Arthropoda, Insecta, Diptera, Drosophilidae. The record is from RefSeq and is a predicted model, not a curated record. Bases 378 to 1976 code for a protein of 532 amino acids. The transcript has 5 exons.
UAUUCCUAAAGGCGAACGGUCACUUUUUUGCGAAUUUGAUUCAUUUCAACAUUUUUUUUUUAAAUAUUUGUUUCAAAUGUCAAAAUGGUGUAGUUCUGUGCGUUAAGGUUGCAGACAUAAUUACAAGCAUUUGUGGAGCGACAGGAACAAGAAUAAACGUGCAGUCAAGGAAAAACACACAACCAAAGCCAACUCGGGUAAGGGUGACGGUGAAGAAAAGACGAGAAGGGAGGCAAAGCGGCAGCAGCAGCAGCAGCAAUAGGAGAAAAAGAAGUAGAGAGGUCUAACAAAAGAGAGUAAAGUCGUCGUCAUCAUAAACAGCGUCGUCGCUGUCGUUUGUUGUUGUCGUCGUCGUCGUCUUCAUCGCCAUCAUUAUUAUGGAGAGCCCUUGUGAGUCGGAAAGUUCAUUGGAUGGCGGUUCAAUGCUGCCACCCAGCCCAGUGUCCCGGGAGCAGCUUCAAAAGCGCAUCGAAUCGCUGACACAACAAAACAAAGUACUCAAAGCUGAAUUGGACACAUUUAAAACCAAAUGCAAAGUGGUCCAGGAGGAGAAUCGUUGCCUAAAACAGGCUUCUGUUAUAAUUCAAGCGAAGGCCGAGCAGGAGGAAGAAUAUAUAUCAAAUACAUUGCUCAAGAAAAUUCAAGCCUUGAAGAAGGAAAAAGAAACACUAGCCCAUCAUUAUGAACGCGAAGAGGAGUGUCUAACCAAUGAUUUGUCCCGUAAGCUGGAUCAACUGCGCCAGGAGAAAUGUAAACUGGAACAGACACUGGAACAGGAGCAGGAAUGUCUUGUCAACAAGCUAAUGCGCAAGAUAGAGAAACUACAGGCUGAAACGGAUAACAAGCAAACAAAUUUAGAGCAGCUGCGUCGCGAAAUGGUUGAGCUGGAGAAUACGCUAGAACAGGAACAGGAGGCUUUGGUCAAUAAGCUAUGGAAGCGCAUGGAUAAAUUGGAAACCGAGAAGCGUUCACUUCAAAUCAAACUCGACCAGCCUGUUUCUGAUCCGACAACACCACGUGAUAUAACCAUCAAUGCCAAUGGUGGCGAUACUGCCACCCAUUUGACUUCGCACAUCCAAACGCUGCGCUCUGAAGUGUUGCGCUUGCGUUCCAAUCUUGCUGCCGCCCAAAAGGAGACCACCAUUAAAAUGCAACAAUUUGCCCAAGAGGAGAAGUCCAUUCGCGAGGAAAAUGCUCGUUUACAGCGCAAACUCAAACAGGAGGUAGAGCGUCGCGAGGCCUUGUGCCGCCAUCUCUCCGAAUCGGAAUCGUCCCUCGAAAUGGAUGAAGAACGUUUCUACAAUGAGAAUCUAUUAAGUGGUCCUGGUGGAUCAGUUAAUGCCCAGCGGCAACGCACCAUAAGCAGUCCCGUCUCGCAUAGUCCAUCGAGCAGCCGACCCUUGAGUCCAGGCACAGCUGGUCAAAAUCGUUGCCAUGCCUGCGGGCAAUUUGUGAAUCGUCGUGCCAGCGAACGCUUUAUAAAGCCAGCACUGCCAACACCAAUAAUGUUGGGUCUGAACACUUCCGCACCAAAUGUGCUAACCUCAACCAAUCCAUUGCUGGCCAGUGGAGCCAAUAGCAUCUAUGGCUCUAAUACGGGAGCGACACCAUCAGCAGGUUUCUUAGCCAGUUUGAAUAGCGAACGUCUGAGCUUGGGUUCAGUUGGCAUGGGUGGAGCAACAGCCGGCGGCAGUGGUGGCAGUGCCACUUUUUUGGCUGGUGGUAUGCUCUCCAUGAACAACCAACAGCAGCAGCAGCAUCAUCUUAACCAGCUUACCGGCGGCACAUCGAGUGCCUCAUCGUCAUCGUCCAAUUUGAUGAACAUUAGCUUGAACAAUACGUCCAGCGGCAAUUUGGUCAAUAGCAGCAGCAAUUCCUCCUUAUCGGCCUUCACGCCCACCAAUCAGCCCACAGCAGCUGCUACGGCUUUCAUCCAGCCAGCCAGUCCCAUGGAUACAUCCUCUUGCAAGGAUUAGAAUUAAAAUCGCUUCAGAAUUUAAAGGCGGAAAAGCAUAAAUACAACAACAUGAGGAUUAGGAGUUUAUUGUGGAGAAGCAGUCAGUUUAAUAUAUGCAUAUAUAUAUAUAUAUCAUGAUUUUUCACACCCACAUACUCACACCC